Molecule: messenger RNA, 709 nt
Organism: Ostrea edulis (European flat oyster)
Lineage: Eukaryota; Metazoa; Mollusca; Bivalvia; Ostreida; Ostreidae
Exons: 5
Coding region: 43-690 (215 amino acids)
Cellular component (GO): nucleus
Source: RefSeq, a predicted model, not a curated record
UAUUCUGUACUUUUGUUUUGCUUGUUCUCGUCUGCUUCGAAAAUGAACGACAGAAAAUCAAGAAAGCCUAAUUGGUCGGAUGCUGAGAUGAAUGCGUUGGUCGAGGCUUACUCCAACUCGAUACAAAUUAUCCGAGGAAAGUUCUCUUCUUCGCUUACAUGCGAGAUGAAAAGGCGGGCUUGGGAGGACGUGACGGAAAAGCAAGUGGUGAAUGCUGUAACAGUGUCUUGUGUGAGAACUGUGAAGGAAACAAAAAAGAAGAUACUGGACAGUCAGUCCAAUGUUAAGAAGAAGGAGGCGUUUAGGAAAAGAGUAGCUGCCAGGACAGGUGGCGGACCGUAUUUUGCAGUUUCAUUUAAGCCCUGGGAGUUAAUUGUACUUGGUACCAUUCCCCAAGAAGUCACACAUGGUCUGGAACGUGGAGAGGAUACAGAACGAGAGGGUGAUAAAUGUUAUACACAGGAGAAAUAUCGCGAUGAGAGUUGUCCUGGAGCAACAGGAGAUUGUGCUGUGACAUCACAAUGUAAAUCAGAAAUGGAAGACCUGAUGGAAUUGAAAAGAAGGAGAUUGGAACAGGAAGAGAGAAAAGUAAACGCACUGGAGAGAAUUGCGAUGGCCCUAGAAAGACGGAUUCAUCCUUCACCAGACUCUGUCUCUUCAUCUUCUGUCUCUCAUCAGUCCUGUCAUUAAAUUUUGUUUAAACUGAGAA